Sphaeroforma arctica JP610 is the source of this 503-nucleotide messenger RNA. RefSeq lists its product as hypothetical. The record is from RefSeq and is a predicted model, not a curated record. The annotation marks the transcript as partial. Lineage: Eukaryota; Ichthyosporea; Ichthyophonida. The transcript has 3 exons.
AUGUGCACAUAUAAUAUCCAGGAUGACUUAGAUGAGUACUUCGAAUUAGACUUUUCGCACGAAACAAUUGACGGAAAAGAUAUCUUGCUCGACAUAUUGGAGGAAGGCGAGCCAUCUGAGGAUAAAAGUAGUACUAGUAGUAAGUCGAAGAAAAGACCCAGCGGGGGUCAAGUCGAAACCGGAUUUCUCAAGGGAUUGGGACGAAAAUUUAAACGCUCUGGCUACGAUGUACCCGAGAUAGGUAUGGGCCAACCAAAUACCGGCGACAGUAAGAAGCGCAAGGGGCGACACCGAAUGCAGACCUCUGCGUCUGUCACUGGAGAAACAAACCACCGGAAAGGAUACGCUUCCUCCCCUUUCCAAGGUAUGGCGAUGCGCUCGACGUUUGAAGGCACACCCAGCGACAACUCCAACAUGAAUGUGGCGGACGCCCCACAGGACAUGCGAAGAUGCGUGUCGCAGCCUAGCAUCUUCCUGUAUGACGGGAACGACGAGGGGGAAUG